Molecule: messenger RNA, 423 nt
Organism: Triticum turgidum subsp. durum (durum wheat)
Lineage: Eukaryota; Viridiplantae; Streptophyta; Magnoliopsida; Poales; Poaceae
Source: the annotation of a GenBank genome assembly
AUGGGCGUGGCUGCGCUACCACGCCGGAGCGGAAAGGGAGGACACAACAGUUGGAGGAGGAGCUGCGCGCAGUGCGCCAAAUUGGAUCUGGGGGCGGCUUGGGUGGUUUCCGACACGAGGGAGACGAAACAACCCUACCACCACCAACCCCGGGCGUGGCACAGCUUCACCGGCCGGCCCUCCUAUGGCAACGAUAGGGGAGAGAGUGUCAGUGCUGGAGGAGUGGCAAUGCAUAUAUACAUGCAACCAACAAACCAAAAAUAUGCAAGGUCGCUCCGGGGAGACAAGGAGAUUGCGCCAUUCAUGCAGUUCGUACCCGCAUCGCAUAUAUGUUGUGUCGUGAUGGAUGGCACAAAUAAGUUCGUGUGGUCGAGCCACAAGGACGGUAGGAUCCGAUCAUGGUCCUCUCAACGAUGGUGGUAG